Molecule: messenger RNA, 1037 nt
Organism: Esox lucius (northern pike)
Lineage: Eukaryota; Metazoa; Chordata; Actinopteri; Esociformes; Esocidae
Product: ladderlectin-like
Exons: 1
Coding region: 18-758 (246 amino acids)
Molecular function (GO): signaling receptor activity
Source: RefSeq, a predicted model, not a curated record
UUGUCUGAGGUGUAACUAUGGCGAUCAUAAACAUCCUUCUGCUUCUAUGUGCUGCCUUUAUACUGUGUGAGUCAACACCUUUACUGGAGGCCAACCAGGACCAACUCUCUGCUUCAGAGCCCAAACUCAAAACCAAUGGUGAACAUCUUCCUGGUGUGAAUUAUAAAGAGAUUAUAGGUGAGGAGGGAGACAGCAAUGAACAAAGCCCAGGUCUGAAGGAAAUUAAUCCUGUUCAGGCUCUGACUCAGGGUAACAUGAAUGACAUGGAAACUCUUCACCCAUCAGAAGAGCUGAAUGAAGUUCAGGCAUUGUCCCUGGAGUCGUUUCAGGCAGCAGAUGAGAGGGUGGAGUUGACACAAAGCAGGAGCUCAUGUCCUUCUGGUUGGUAUAACUAUGGAUCUCACUGCUUCAGGUUUAUCAACACUGCAAUGUCAUGGGCUGAGUCUGAACAGUUCUGUGUGCUGCAGAGAGGAAACCUGGCAUCCAUCCACAACAAAGAUGAAGACAAUUUCAUAAAGGUGUUGAUGCGUGUACAAGCUGGAGGUCUUCCUGUCACCUGGAUCGGAGGUUAUGAUCUUGGUAAAACAAGCCUAUGGCUCUGGAGUGAUGGGUCCAUAUUUGUCUACAGCAACUGGGGCAAAGGAGAGCCAAACAAUGGGUUUGGCAACUGUUUACAGAUUAAUUAUGGAACUGAUAAACUCUGGGAUGACACAGACUGUAAGACAAAGCUUCCCUUUGUGUGUCGUAAAAAAAAAUAAUCUCCUCCAUGAGACUGAUGACAUAAUUUUUUACCUUGUGUGAUUUAAGAAGGUGAAUGUUAGCAAAUGUAUACUUUUAUUACCCUAGUUUUAAUGAAACAUGAUUGACAGUGAAAUACUCCCCAUAGAAGAUAUAGUUUCUCUUUCUUUUUCACUGCAUUUGUUGUUUUCACUGCAUUUACCAAUAUUGAUUGUGUCAAAGAAUGUUUGAUCUUCAAAAUUAACGUGUUUAUUCCAAUGUAUUUGUACAUUAAUGGAUAUUUCAGAAAUUCAAUAAAA